Messenger RNA from Penicillium expansum, 3357 nucleotides. RefSeq names its product Peptidase S8/S53, subtilisin/kexin/sedolisin. Gene Ontology annotation, molecular function: protein binding; serine-type endopeptidase activity. The record is from RefSeq and is a predicted model, not a curated record. Gene Ontology annotation, biological process: proteolysis. NCBI's taxonomy places the organism in Eukaryota, Fungi, Ascomycota, Eurotiomycetes, Eurotiales, Aspergillaceae. Bases 1 to 3357 code for a protein of 1118 amino acids. The transcript is spliced from 4 exons.
AUGAGCGAAGAAAAUGAACGCACCCAGAAGGCAGAUGAUGAUGAUGUAUCCUCCUCUGGCACUGAGUCUGACAACACCAAUCCCGGACAGGACUCGAAAAACAAGACCCAAAAGAAAUCGGUUCUCCGGGCACUGGAAGCAACUUUGCAUGAGAUCAAAGUGAAAAAAAAAUUGGUUGAAAAGCUUCCCCUCAAAGACUUGCAAUGCCUACUCCAGAAGACAGAAGACCAAGGAGAACCAACAGCCCUUCACAUGCUUGCGAAAAUGGCUAAAGAUGACCUUCCCCGGGAGAGUCACCUGAGGCCUCUCGUUGAUUAUCUUGUCAAGGGACUGGGUGAACUUUUGUAUGAGAAGGAUGAAAAUGCUGGCUUGACCGCACUACACUAUGCCAUCUCCCGCAAGAAUCGAAUAAUAGUGCGUUUGAUAUGCCAGGCGAGUGAUGACAUCGACCGGAUGCUGGAGAUUCCAAGUAGGAACAUGUCGAAAAAUUGCAUUCACAUGGCUAUCGACAAAGCGGAUGACAAAAGGAGCACCACUAUGGCCAGGAUGCUGGUCGGUUUAGCCUCGGAGGAAACAUUGAGCGCCAAAACUGACGAUGGCAACACCCCCCUUCAUUUGGCCAUUGCAUAUAAUCGAUGUACUGGAAACCGACUUGCGCUAGUCCAGGAUAUCGUUAAUCGAUGUGACAGUUACAUCAUUAGUAAGACUGAUGGGGGUGAUUUCAACAACGCGGGCCAGUCACCCUAUCGUCUGCUCCAGGAGCAGAAGUCCAAGGAAGAAGAGCGCCAAAAAAAUAAAGGUGGAAGGGAGGAGGAUAGAAAGGAAGAGAAGGAGAAGACAAAGCUAAAUAAGGACAAGCGAAAAGAAGGGUCCGGAAGGGAUGGUUACAAUGAAAGCACAAAAGUUUUCAAUGACGCCAAACUACUGCCCCAAGAGAAUACCAAGCCACUACGCCGGAGCAGUACGAUAGUCGGCACUAAAAUUCCCCCAAAAGCGCCUGCGCAGCCAGAGAAGGCGAUUGGCUCUCAGAUAUCCGGGGUGGUGUUGGACAAUCCCGCCGUUGCAGGUCACACACCGGGCGUCAUGGGAAACGAUGCAACGUCCCAAGCUACAAAGACACAAUCAGGUGUGCCAGUCACAGAGGUAGAAAAGAUUCUGCAGUUUCUUAAAACGCACUAUCUUCGAACACGAGAUCACGAUGCUGCUAUAGAGAUCCUGUAUGGCUCUGCAGAUAUGACGAAAGACGCUCAGAAGGACAUCUACCUUGAUCUCAGGGACAAAUCUGAUUUGACCCUAAAAGGUAUCAAGCGAAUAACAUCGUCACUGAAAUUCGAGGAUACCCUUCAGUUUGUUGACUUUCCGCAAAUUACCAAGACUGAAGAUUUUCGAACAACUGAGGCCCCCAAGGCAAACAUGAAAAAGCGACAGACGAAUUCGAAUUACGGUGGACGAACGGACAUGAUAGAGGUGUUUAAAUUGUUGACUGGUGUCAGGAGAAUACUAGAGGUCAUUGUGGACGACCUGAAAGAGCCAGCGCAGAGCGACUCUUGCAUUGAAAGCACUCUCCGUGACAAAGGAGUCGAAAUUUGGAACUGGCAAAAGAUCGAUAUGUGCUCCGAGGUUAUCCGCACCGCCGCGCCAGAUGUGAAAACGUUGCAUCUGUACUGGAGUGGAAAGAAUGCAGUUCUCCGAGGCUGGAGUGAAAAAGACGGCAUACCACAGUUGAAGCAUCUUAGGAAGCUUAUCCUGCAUAUCCAACAGGAGGUUGAAUCCACAUUGCGCAUCAAGGAGAACGUAAAUGAAUUUGAAAGGCGCAUCAAAGAGCAUAUUAUCGAGGCGAGAGGGAAGAUCUUGGCGGAAGAAAAGGCCGAAGAGAUUUGCAGUGCAAUAUAUCCAGUGAUCAAGAAGAAGCUAGCGGACAAAAUUCCGGAAAACCAGGUUGACAAUUAUAUCAAGGCCGUUGCCGACGGGUUGAAGGAAAACCUAGAGGCCAAAAUUGCAUCUGCCAUGGCUGAUCUCGCAACGAAAACCAAUAUUCUAGGAAGCCCAGAAGUUACCCCGGAUGAGGAAGCGAAAAAUCUGGCGAAACAGAUUGCCUCUGAGAUAGCUGGAGAUAUCAACGAAGAUACAACUGCCUCGAUGGCUAAAUUCAUAUCCGGUGAAAAAGGAAGCGAAGGAUUCAAAGAUAUUUCUAAGGAAAUUGCAAUUAAGAUGAUGGAGAGGCUGACCAAAGUGGAUGUCGAGGUUGUAUCUCCACAAAAGCUCGCAGGCAGAAGUUCUGUGGUGUCAAACUCCACCCCUGUUGUUGACGAGCCACAAAAGCAUGAGUGGAUUCAAAUUAUGACUGAUUUCAGAGCCUGUCUUUACAACAUUGAAAACAGCGUGAAGCCUUCAGUUUCGGAAAAGAUACGGAAUGAAAGUGGACCUAUUGUGGUGGCACUCAUUGAUGACGGCGUUGAUAUCGACCGAGAGGAACUGAACUUGGGCAAUGGUAGAAAGAUUGAAGGAUGCAGCUUUUGCCCCCGGCUUAGCGACAUCAAGCGCAGGGUUCCGUACUACGAGUCAAGCGGGGGACACGGAACAAUCAUGGCUAGUCAGAUCCAUCGCAUCUGCCCUUGGGCUGAAUUGUACGUGUUGAAACUGCACGACCAACCGGACUCAGAGCAACGGCGAAUCACGGCCAAGAGCGCCGCUCAGGCAACCGUCAAGAAAAAGGUUCACAUCAUCUCCAUGUCUUGGACCAUCGCUGUGCCCUCCACGUCCUCCGCGUCCUUGACUGCCGAUUUUCAGGAACUCGAAAGGGCGAUCAAAGAGGCAGAGAAACAGGGAAUCCUCAUGUUCUGCUCGGCAAGUGACAAAGGGGCCCAUCAAGGUGAUACCUACCCAUCCAAACCGAUAAAGUCCAUUUUUACCAUCGGGGCAGCUACCGCAGCAGGCCGGCGCGAUGCUAUUGUGGGUGACAUGACCAAAGUCGACUAUAUCUUGCCGGGGACAUUGGUGGAGGGAGAGGAAAUCCCCGAUUCAGUGGUCAAAAAUGUGAAAUACUUUACCGGCUCCUCGGUUGCUACUGCUCUCGCAGUCGGUCUGGCGGCUCUGAUCCUAUACUGUGCUCAAAUUCGGAUGAUGCGUGCAAAGGAGGAAAAAGGUCAAUACAAGUUGGAGUCGGGUCACUUUGAUCAGCUGAAAAAACACGAUAAGAUGAAACAGGCAUUUGACAAUAUCGGCACAACGAACGACAACUAUCUCGAGGUCUGGAAGGUCUUUCAGAAAUCCACGAAGGACUUUGAGAGUCAGACUGCUGACGCCAAAUUCGCUAGAAUCAGAGAUAUGGUAGCUACUUUGUGUACCCACUUCUAG